Molecule: messenger RNA, 1143 nt
Organism: Verticillium nonalfalfae
Lineage: Eukaryota; Fungi; Ascomycota; Sordariomycetes; Glomerellales; Plectosphaerellaceae
Exons: 3
Coding region: 1-1143 (380 amino acids)
Biological process (GO): lipid droplet organization; lipid storage
Cellular component (GO): endoplasmic reticulum membrane
Source: RefSeq, a predicted model, not a curated record
AUGGAUUCACUUGAUCGGGUGUACAGAACAUCCACGUCGAAAGGCGCUCAGCGAGCGGCUAUCAACUUGAGCCUUCUACUGGGUGGCUGUAUUCCUUUGCUGUUCAUAGCGACAGUCUCAACGGCUUUAUUCUAUCGAAGUUACAUGCCUGAACAAAUCAUCAGUGUCCCGGUGUAUCUCCAAUAUGGGUCCGGACGUGACCCCUUUGGACUCGCCUAUCUCGCAGAUACGAACCUGAAGACGCAGCAGGCAUACGAUAUCAGUAUCGUCUUGACCAUGCCCUUGUCGCCGACGAACGUUGAGCGUGGCAACUUCAUGGUCGUCAUGUGUCUCUUGAAUGGCGAGACGGCGCCUGCGGCCAGCACAGGAACCCAGCGCGAUGCAGAUGGUCCAUUGCGAUUUGAUGGACGGAGCAUCGUCCUCCGAUCCCGCCGCCCUGCACUGUUGCCGUAUAGAGACCCAUGGGUCGUUGCGGCUUCUCGCCUCGUCUUUCUGUUCUAUCAUCUCGUCGUGCCCAAGUCGCAAGUCUUGACAUUAGGCGUACCGAUGGCACACAAGAUCCUCCUGGCUUCCCAACAGUCCGCCAUGCCUACUGCCGCAUAUGUUGAGAUCCAGGCUGGUCAAGAUUUACAGACGUACGAGACGUCAAUUGUUAUUACAGCCCAGCUUCACGGUCUGCGUUGGGUUAUGCAUCACUACCGACUGCUUUCAUUCAUCACGGCUAUCGUGCUAUUCUGGGCAGCCGAGAUCACCUUCAUGAUACUUGCUUGGCUGGUCUGGGGCAUGUCGACAACAAGUACCCUUCCUCGAUCUUCGGUACCAGAAUGCACUGCCCCACGUGAAAUCAUUAAGACAGAGGACAGGGAGUUGGAUGAGUUCUCUGAUGUUCCCCGGACCUUUCCUACCUUGAGUAAACAACUACCACUCAAGUACGAGUCACAGCUUAACGAGGAGACUCCAGGGUUGCGACUACAAAACCAAGCAAUGGCCGGAGUCGACGCGGACGAUGAAGGAGACGGAGAUAAGCAGGAUAUGUGGAGGGGCGACUCUGGCAUUGGUACAAGCUACAGUGAGGCAGGAACAGGCAGUGGCGUGAAAGACAUCAGGCGUCGAUUGUCGAACCGCCGCAAGCACGAAUCGUGA